Messenger RNA from Linderina pennispora, 2007 nucleotides. Its product is annotated as sulfate permease. Gene Ontology annotation, molecular function: secondary active sulfate transmembrane transporter activity. NCBI's taxonomy places the organism in Eukaryota, Fungi, Kickxellomycota, Kickxellomycetes, Kickxellales, Kickxellaceae. The transcript has 5 exons. The coding region runs from base 1 to 2007 and encodes 668 amino acids. The record is from RefSeq and is a predicted model, not a curated record. Gene Ontology annotation, biological process: transmembrane transport. Gene Ontology annotation, cellular component: membrane.
AUGAAAUCAGCUUCCAGCAACGACACGUACCUCGAGCUCCAGCCAACACGGCAGUCGGUGAUGGCUCCGGACACAGAGCAUCUGGUUCCGAAUCGGAAAGACACUAUCAAAUAUGCAAAGUCGCUGUUCCCCAUCUCGACAUGGAUCUACCGCUACAACUGGACCUGGCUCCUCGGAGAUUUGGUUGCCGGCAUUACAGUCGGUGUUGUGGUUAUUCCUCAGGGUAUGGCCUACGCAAAGCUGGCCACGCUAUCACCAGAAUUUGGUCUUUAUUCGUCAUUUGUCGGCUGUGCCCUCUACUUUAUGUUCGCUACCAGCAAGGACAUCACUAUUGGCCCGGUCGCCGUGAUGUCUAUCCUGCUUGGAAAUGCCUUAAACGAUGUGGUGCCGGACUUGCCAGAGUACUACCAGGAGAGGCGGUGGCUACUGAUUCCGCUGCCUGCCAUCGCCGCCUUCAUGACCGGCUCGGCUAUAAACAUUGCCAUGGGGCAGGUACCAGGAAUGCUCGGUAACAACACAGUCAAGGGAUACGACACACGCGAGGCGACGUACAAGGUGUUUAUAAACUUCUUCCGCUAUAUUAAGCACUGCAACAUCAACGCUGCUGUUGGCCUGUCCGCGCUGAUCAUCCUCUACCUGAUUCGCUGGUCGUGCCAGAAGGCCGCAUGGCGGUGGCCACAGCAUGAGCGUAUGUUCUUCUUCCUGAGCACACUGCGCACAGCCUUUGUUAUUCUGCUCUACACGCUGAUUUCGUUUAUUGUCAACCGUAACCACCGCGACGAUCCCAAGUUUGCUAUUCUGGGCAAAGUUCCCAAGGGGUUCCAGCACAUCGAGCUGCCCCAGGUAAACAUAACGCUUGUGGAUGCGCUCAAGAGCAAGAUCCCACCGACAGUCAUUGUGCUGAUCAUCGAGCACGUUUCGAUCUCCAAGUCCUUUGGACGGCUUAGCAACUACGCCAUCAACCCGAACCAGGAGCUGAUUGCCAUCGGUAUUUCCAACAUUUUUGGCCCGUUCUUUGGCGCAUACCCCGUCACUGGCUCGUUCUCUCGUACUGCCAUCAAGUACAAGGCUGGUGUGCGCACGCCGCUUGCUGGCGUCUUCACCGCGCUGAUGAUUGUGUUUGCUAUCUUUGUGCUGCCGCCCAUGUUCUACUAUAUCCCGAACGCGCAGCUUGCUGCUGUCAUCAUCCACGCUGUCGGCGACCUGAUUUCGGCACCACGCACAAUCAUGGCUUUCUGGCGCAUUUCACCGUUCGAGUUCCUAAUUUUCUGGGCCGGCGUCACUGUCUCCCUGUUCUCGACCAUCGAUACUGGUAUUUACACAACCGUGGCGCUGUCAGCUGCGCUGAUGCUGUUCCGCAUCGCCAAGGCUCAGGGCAAGUUUGUCGGCCAGAUCAAGGUCUACGAGCAGCAGUUGAUUAGCGAGGACAACCAAAUGCCCCAGGAACGGCAUGUCUAUAUCCCACUUGAUCACUCGGAUGGUACUAACCCGUCAGUCAAGCCAAAGCCUCCACCCAACGGCAUCUUCAUCUACCGCAUGAGCGAGGGCUACCUGUACCUGAACGCCGUGCAUUUCACCGACCUUCUGGUAAAGGAGAUAUUGAAGCAGACACGGCCAGGCGUAGUUAACCCGUACGGAUCGCUUGGAAACCGGCCUUGGAACGACCCGGGACCUCGUCACAAGACAGAGUCCGACAUCGACAUCGGAGUCUCCAACGUCGACAUCACCUCGAUCCAGAAUCUGAUUGAUGUGCGCCGCCAGCUCGACCAGCAUGCUGACUGUGCAGUUGCAUGGCACUUUGCUGGUGUCAAGUCGCCGUGGAUCCGCCGUGCUCUUGUUUCGAGCGGCUUUGGUGCCUCAUCGACAAUGACCCGCACUAUCUUCAGCGUGCAGCUUCAGCACGAUCCCGCUGCCCUACUCAGUGCCAACCAUCCAAACUUCCACAUCGACCUUGACGAAGCACUCAAGGCGACCGAGCAGGAGCUGAGGAUGUACCAGGACUAUUAG